Drosophila suzukii is the source of this 801-nucleotide messenger RNA. The record is from RefSeq and is a predicted model, not a curated record. NCBI's taxonomy places the organism in Eukaryota, Metazoa, Arthropoda, Insecta, Diptera, Drosophilidae.
UUCUGGAUUAAUUUUAUCUACUUAGUUUUGAAGGUACCUCUGUGUAGCAGACGAGUGCACUCAAAAUCCCAGUAGUUCCGAUACGAAGACGGCACAGGACACAGCGCCAGGAUAUCGAUGGCCAAGCAAAUGGCGGUGAACACAACGUCGCCGAUGGCUGGGCGGCGCCUGCUCCGCGAUGUGAACCGGCUGCUGGCCUCCGGUUACCGCACCACCGUGGACGACGACAUGGCCAACCUGGACGUGCGCUUCGAGGGGCCACUGGGCACCGCCUACGAGGGCGGCGUGUGGACGGUAAACGUGGCCAUGCCGCUGGAUUAUCCGCUGAAGGCGCCGCGCGUCCGCUUCGUCACCAAGAUCCUGCACCCGAACAUCGACUUCACCACGGGCCUGGUCUGCAUGAAUGUCUUCAAGCAGGCCUGGUCCUCUAGCUACGACCUGGUGAACAUUUUCGACACCUUCCUGCCGCAGCUCCUACGCCAUCCGAACCCCAAUGACCCACUGAACCACAAGGCCGCCUGCAUACUGAAGCAAUCGGAGGAGCUCUUCCGCGAGCACGUCAUCACCUGUCUGAAGAUGUACGCCCUGCCCGUAUUCCUCGCUCCAAAGGACCUCGUGGAGGAGGGCCUCGAGAAGCGAUCCUCGGACCUCAGUCUCUCCGAUCUGCUGUCGGAUGAUGACGAGGGGGAUGGAAACGGGAAUGGGAAUGGUUCCAUAGCACUGCCAGGUGCUGGGGCAGAUUGAGUAUUUGGAUGGUCUUUUUUGUGUCUUUGUAAGAGAACAGUGUGUAUUUGAACAAAU